AUGGCACUGCAAUGCAGACUUCUCAGUGCACAAACCAAGUUCACAAAGGAGCCGCGAGAUACGACUGUUGAGGUAGGUGGCACAGCAUCGUUUGAGUGUACCUUUGCCGAGCUGCCGGACUGUGAGAGUGUUUACUGGGUUCAGUCCAGACAGAGCUGCGCUGCAAGUAGUACCUUGGCUACCUGUCACACUGCAUUACCGAACGAACGAGUGGACAAGUCACGGUUAUCUGUGUCCUUUGAUGAGCGUGAGUACACCAUGAAAUUAAACAUCACCAACGUGACCAUGAGUGACGUGGGGCACUAUGCCUGUUGGAGCUAUCAUGGUGGCCCAUCUUCAUGUGGUCGCCUGAGAGUGGUGAAUCCGCCAACCCCGCAAUGUUCGUCAUCGCCUAGCGAUCCUAAAGUUGGUGAUACCAUCACUUUGGACUGUCGCGUUCCCAUGAAUGCGACCGUGCCAACUAAACUGACGUGGCACUGGGAGACGUCCAGCAAGGUGAAAAUCACCAACACCGUUCAUCCCGGGAUGAGCUCCCAACAGACGCAUGUUCUGAGAGACACUGACAACUACAAACCAUUCAUGUGCAUCGCAGGGAACAGCCUAAGCACGGGACCGCAGUGUUCUGUCUACCCACUCCAAAUCCACCUGACCGUCAGGGUGGUGUUACUCCCGACUUCCCCUGGCAACAACGGCAUCGCACUGAAGUUCCUCUGUCACACCCAGUCCAUUCCUGCCACGACCCGUCACAUGUGGUCACUUCUAUACCCCGCAAACUUCACCAAUGGCACUGAACCAGAAUGGCUGGAUGUCACAACCACGCAGGGUCGCUACCAGGUCCUCCAGUCGGGACGGUACCUUCACAUCAGCAACAUCACCCGGCGGGACGACGGACUGAAAGUGAGAUGCUUCGCUUCGAACAGUGCCAUGAAUGCCACAAGCAAACCGGUGACGAUCGUCAACUGCGCAAACACCAACUCGUUUGCGUCAAAUGUGACACACUGCACAGUGACGACAAGAACUCCCCAGACGGACAACAAGAUCCUCAACUACGCCGGAAUUGUCACAAUUUACGUCAUUGCGUUCCUGGCGAUAGUGUCUGUUGUCUUUCACAUCUGGCACAUCAGACGAGAGAAGAAGACACUCAUCACACAACUUGAACUGACGGAGCAGCAAAACUUUUGA
This is a messenger RNA of Acanthaster planci (crown-of-thorns starfish), 1182 nucleotides long. RefSeq names its product cell adhesion molecule 2-like. Gene Ontology annotation, molecular function: cell adhesion molecule binding. Lineage: Eukaryota; Metazoa; Echinodermata; Asteroidea; Valvatida; Acanthasteridae. The record is from RefSeq and is a predicted model, not a curated record. Gene Ontology annotation, biological process: cell-cell adhesion. Gene Ontology annotation, cellular component: plasma membrane; cell-cell junction.